UUUCCAGUUUUCCACACUACUCGCCGCCGGCCGCCUUGCUUUCCAAGCCGUCGCGCGGGUCAAACCCCGGGACGCACGUCACGGGCCACUGUGCCACGGGCACGCACCCUCGCGCUUCCCCGUAUAAAACGACAGCUGCGCCGCGCAGGAGGGCUCCAGCCGACCGGGAAAACCACGAGCCAUCCGUGAAAUCGCCGCGCCAGAGCCUGCCCGAGCUCCGCCCACGCACGCUUCCAAGCUUCCAACGCGGCGCGGGCACGUGACGUGACACAUCGUCCCCGAGAUGGCGCCGCGCCAGCAGCAGCCGCUGCUCCCGAGCUUCCUCUACGCGCCGCGGCCCGGCGCCAGCGGCCGCCGGGAGGCGCCGCCCGCCGCGGUGGUGGCGGGGGCGCCGAGCGAGCCGUUUGGGAAGAUCGAGAUGUUCUCGCCGGCAUACUACGCGGCGGGCGCCGUCGGUGGGGCCGCGGCCUGCGGGUUCACGCACGCCGCCGUGACGCCGCUCGACGUCAUCAAGUGCAACAUCCAGAUCGACCCUGCCAAGUACAAGAGCACCUCGUCGGCGUUCGGCGUGGUGAUGAGGGAGCAGGGCCUCCGCGGCUUCUUCAGGGGCUGGGCGCCGACGUUCCUGGGGUACAGCGCGCAGGGCGCGUUCAAGUACGGCCUCUACGAGAUCUUCAAGAAGGAGUACACCGACCUCGCCGGCCCCGAGUACGCCGACAAGUACAAGACCCUCAUCUACCUCGCCGGCUCGGCCACCGCCGAGGUGUUCGCCGACAUCGCGCUCUGCCCCAUGGAGGCCGUCAAGGUCAGGGUGCAGACGCAGCCCGGCUACGCCAGGGGGCUCCGCGACGGCUUCCCCAAGAUCGUCAGGUCCGAGGGAUAUGCAGGGCUGUUUAGAGGACUGGUUCCUCUUUGGGGGCGACAGAUUCCUUACACCAUGAUGAAGUUCGCGACAUACGAGAACAUCGUGGAGAUGACCUACAAGCACCUCAUCUCAACGCCAAAGGAUCAGUGCAGCAAACCACUCCAGCUCGGAGUCAGUUUCGGGAGCGGCUACAUCGCCGGAGUCUUCUGCGCCGCCGUCUCGCACCCUGCCGACAACUUGGUCUCGUUCCUGAACAACUCCAGGGGAGCCACUGUCGGAGAUGCUGUCAAGAACCUUGGCCUCAUGGGCCUUUUCACGCGUGGCCUUCCUCUUCGCAUUCUGAUGGUCGGUACCCUGACUGGCGCUCAGUGGGUCAUCUAUGAUUCCUUCAAAGUUAUGAUUGGACUGCCAACGACAGGUGGAGCGCCUGCUCCUACCACUGUCCCACUGGAAGGGCUGGCAGAGCUGAAAGCCUCUGCUUGAAGGUCCAAAACUUUGACAGAUAAUGUAAUUCUUUCAUCGUUACUACGUGGGUGUUUGGGAGACAAGGGCUAAACUUUAACCCUGUCACAUCGGAUUCGGAUACUAAUUAUGAUAACUAAAUAUGAGCUAAUUACAAAACUAAUAGCAGAACCCCUAGGCUAAAUCGCGAGACGAAUCUAUUAAGCCUAAUUAAUCCAUCAUUAGCGAAUGGUUACUGUAGCACCACAUUGUCAAAUCAUGAACUAAUUAGGCUUAAUACGUCUCAUGAUUUAACCUAGGGGUUGUGUAAUUAGUUUUGUAAUUAGUCUAAGUUUAAUACUCCUAAUUAGUGUCCAAACAUUCGAUGUGACGGGGGCUAAAAUUUAGCCCCCUCCUCCCAAACUCCGCCUAUAUUGGUGAUUGUAACAAUUUUCCGCCCGGAGGGUUGUCCCAGGCUUGCGAAAUUUUUUAAUAAAUUAGUUACUGCUACCUGUUAUGAACAGAAUACGAAAGAUGAAGUUACUAGUCAUAAAGUUGAUAAAAAUAUUUGGAUGCAAAUUAUUUGGGUUUGUACUAAACUGACCCUCCUUUGGUCAAUUGAUGGCACUAAUUGGGUGCCCUAAUGUAAAUGACUAAAUGUAUUCAUAUCGGAUAAUACCAUGUUUCAUGUUGCAGCAUGGCUUCAA
Setaria italica (foxtail millet) is the source of this 2013-nucleotide messenger RNA. RefSeq names its product mitochondrial phosphate carrier protein 3, mitochondrial. Bases 284 to 1348 code for a protein of 354 amino acids. NCBI's taxonomy places the organism in Eukaryota, Viridiplantae, Streptophyta, Magnoliopsida, Poales, Poaceae. The record is from RefSeq and is a predicted model, not a curated record. Gene Ontology annotation, biological process: mitochondrial phosphate ion transmembrane transport. The transcript has 6 exons. Gene Ontology annotation, cellular component: mitochondrial inner membrane. Gene Ontology annotation, molecular function: phosphate transmembrane transporter activity.